AUGUGGCCUAGAUUAGUUGCCAAUAAGAUCCUUAAAACGAGAUUGGGCAGCCACAAUUUCGUUGCAGAUUUUCCUGGAGAUGAAACCUCGUUGGAUGCUCCAGGCUUGAAUGAUCAUGAAUCCUUCAACCCUAAGUCCCUCAAUAUUCAUCACAAACAUACGUACACCUACAAGGUUUUCGUCAGCACAUGGAAUGUUGGUGGGGUUGCACCACCUCAAGAUCUAAACAUGGAGGAUUGGCUAGAUGCAUGCAAUACGCCCUGCGAUAUUUAUGUUCUUGGGUUUCAAGAAGUGAUCCCUCUAAUAGCGACAAAUGUUCUUGGACGUGAGAACGGUAAGACUUCAACGAAGUGGAAUUGCUUGAUAAGGGAAGCUCUGAAUAAGAAGAUAUACAGGAGUAGAGAUGGUCAAAUAGAAAAUGAAGUUUCAUUAUUUACAGAUGAGGAUGGAAGCAGGUGGUGUAAUAUGGCAGGUCAUCAAGAGUCCUUUGGGUGCAUAGUGAGUAAGCAAAUGGUGGGGAUAUUGAUGUCGGUUUGGGUUCGAAGUGAGCUGCGUCCGUACAUCACCCAUCUCAGUGUUUCGUAUGUUGGCUGUGGCAUCAUGGGCUGUCUAGGAAAUAAGGGUUCAGUCUCGGUUAGAUUUGAGUUGCAUGAAAUGAGCUUUUGCUUUGUGUGCACUCAUCUAGCUUCGGGUGACAAAGAAGGAGACAAAAGGCAUAGAAACUUGAAUGCGACUCAAAUAUUCUCUCGAACCAUCUUUCCUGGAGGCUCCUCUAUUGACUUGCCACGAAAGAUUCUAGAUCAUGAUCAGGUAAUUUUGUUUGGAGACUUGAACUAUAGGAUCUCUUUGCCAGAAGCAAGAACACGUUUACUAGUGGAUAAAACAGAAUGGAAUGCCCUUCUACGAAAUGAUCAGCUAAGAACAGAGCUGAUGGACGGCCAAGUAUUUGAAGGUUGGCAUGAAGGAAAAAUCAACUUCUCUCCCACUUACAAAUACUAUCCAAACUCCGACGUAUACUAUGGUGGCGAUCAUCAAGGCAAAAAAGACAAGAAAAGGCAUGCUCCUGCAUGGUGUGAUCGAAUAAUUUGGUUGGGGGACAGAUUAAAGCAGCAAUUAUACACAAGAGGUGAAGUGAAGUUGUCUGAUCAUAGACCCGUCAAAGCAAUUUUUACUGCCCAAGUUUGA
This is a messenger RNA of Malania oleifera, 1185 nucleotides long. Its product is annotated as type IV inositol polyphosphate 5-phosphatase 9. Bases 1 to 1185 code for a protein of 394 amino acids. The record is from RefSeq and is a predicted model, not a curated record. Gene Ontology annotation, molecular function: phosphatidylinositol-3,4,5-trisphosphate 5-phosphatase activity; inositol-polyphosphate 5-phosphatase activity; phosphatidylinositol-4,5-bisphosphate 5-phosphatase activity. Gene Ontology annotation, biological process: phosphatidylinositol dephosphorylation. The transcript has 7 exons. Lineage: Eukaryota; Viridiplantae; Streptophyta; Magnoliopsida; Santalales; Ximeniaceae.